Ostrinia furnacalis (Asian corn borer) is the source of this 1295-nucleotide messenger RNA. Its product is annotated as facilitated trehalose transporter Tret1-like. Gene Ontology annotation, molecular function: transmembrane transporter activity. Gene Ontology annotation, biological process: transmembrane transport. The transcript is spliced from 3 exons. The record is from RefSeq and is a predicted model, not a curated record. NCBI's taxonomy places the organism in Eukaryota, Metazoa, Arthropoda, Insecta, Lepidoptera, Crambidae. Gene Ontology annotation, cellular component: membrane. Bases 4 to 861 code for a protein of 285 amino acids.
AAAAUGGUGAAUCAAUCAACAUUUAAAAAUGUUAUGCCUAAAGUUUCCUCGCCUUUAUUAAAGCAAAUGCUUGUUGCAAUGUCUUGCAACAUGUUCUGCCUCAUAACUGGAUGCACGUUUGGGUUCACCGCCGUUCUUCUGCCGCAGAUUAAGAAGGACGAUGAGUUUCCUUACAGUGACACCUAUGACUCAUGGAUUGCUUCGAGUUCUUGCCUCGCAAUGGCAGUAGGCUGCUUCGCUGGAGGCCUCCUCUCCGACAGGUACGGGAGAAGAAUCACGCAUCUCAUCGUGAUUCUGCCUUUCUUGGCCGGAUGGAUCGUCCUGGCCUUCGCGAAAAACGUCCUAGCCCUCCUCAUUGGAAGAGUUCUCACAGGACUGAGUUCUGGUGUCUUUCGGUCCUUAGGCGCGAUUUGCCUCGGAGAAAUAGUAAGUCCCAUUGACCGACCAGCUUUUAUAUUCACUCUGUCGGUGUCAGGCAACGGCGGUAUCUUGUUCAUCCAUAUCCUCACCGGAUAUCUCAGCUGGAGACUCUCUUGCUUCAUCGUUUGUCUCCCCGUCCUCCUCGGUAUUGGUCUGCAAGUUUUAGCAAAAGAAAGCCCACUCUGGUUCAUGUCUAAAGGCAAAAUUGGCAAAGGGACUCAAGCCUUCAGGUGGUUUCGGGGCACUGAUGAAUGUUCCCAGAAAGAACUUGCAGAGAUUCUAGAAAAACAAAAAGAUCGACCACCAGAGUUGACUUUCAAAGAUUGUUUAAGAGCUGCCUCCAGUAAAGCAUUUUUGCUGCCGUUGUUCACGGUGAUUUGUCUGUCCACAACUGUGCAAUUCAGUGGUGUCAACACCAUGAGUUUCUUUGCGCAGGAUUGAGUCCACAUUCUCUGGACAAGAAGAUUCCUUUAUGGUGAUGCUUAUUACAGAUUCCACAAGAGUUUUCGGCGUUUUUAUCAUGUUCGCGUUUUCAAAAUAUAUCCCUCGAAGGAAAUCUUAUUUCAUUAUUUGUGGUAGUCUUUUACUUUUAUUGAUAGCAUUGAUUGUAUACACAGUAGUUCAAUCCGAUGGAUUGGCUUGGCUGGCCAUUACGAUUUUGAUGGUUUACAUGGCGUUAGGUAGCAUGAUGGCAGGAUUAAGCUGGACUUUCGUGGGAGAGAUAUUUCCAAGUACUUUGCGUGGAUUGGGUUCAGGUAUUGGUGCCGGAUUCUCCUUCUUCCUUUUAUUUAUAUCGGUCAAUAUAACACCAGGAAUAAUGAUGAACUAUGGAAUAAUAGCCACAUAUGCGACAUUUGCUGUGGUGACUUUCCUUG